This is a messenger RNA of Oryza sativa Japonica Group (Japanese rice), 1536 nucleotides long. Its product is annotated as LOB domain-containing protein 20. Gene Ontology annotation, biological process: hormone-mediated signaling pathway; positive regulation of DNA-templated transcription. The record is from RefSeq and is a predicted model, not a curated record. Gene Ontology annotation, cellular component: nucleus. Gene Ontology annotation, molecular function: histone methyltransferase activity; zinc ion binding; double-stranded DNA binding. Lineage: Eukaryota; Viridiplantae; Streptophyta; Magnoliopsida; Poales; Poaceae.
GAUGAAGAUGAAUCCUUUGACAAAGAAGACUCCUGGAGAGAGUGGAGGACUCAACAGAAAAACAACCUUGUGCCGUUGCAAUCCUUUAUCCAAAGCACACUUCCGUUUCCGCUUUCCCUAGCGUUUGUUUCCUCUGUGCAGCAACCGCAGCUUAUGCCAAUGCCACCAUUGCCCAUGCCCCAUGUUCCAUUUGCACUAGCUUUGCAAGUGUUGUCAGAGUAACACGAUCGGGCUUCGCAUAUGUGCUGUCCUAUGAUCCCGUAUUCCUGAUCCAUAUGUCAAUUGAGUCUUUUACUGAAGAAUCCUAGGAUUUUGCUGUCUGAGCUGUGUGCCUGUGAGCUUGAAGCAUCCCGGUACAUGGCAGCAUCACUUGGGGUCUUGGGCUAUAUGGCAUAAACGACUCCCGAGCUAACACCCUCCUCUUCCCUCUCCCCGUGAGAUCCGCACGCGCAGCACCCGCAUGAGGAGCGCCUCCGCGCGACAUGGCCCUCAUAAAUCUUGCGUGCCUCGGUAACAAGACGAUUGGCCACGCCGCGCCGCGCGCGCCCACGCGCCGGGCCGCCACGGCUCAGUGGCGCGCCACGCGCGCGCCCAUUUUAAAAACCCCUCACUUCCGCCUUGGUACCCCCGCGCGCGGGCGCUGGCGCUGGCGCACACGCACGCACACAUGCAUGCAGCGCAGCCACCCGGCAGCAGCAAGCGCCGGGGCGCCGUGGAGCGGCCAGCUAGCGGCGCGGGCCUGCAGGCGGAGGAGGCGUCGUCGGCGGGGCCCGGGGCGCCGUGCGGGGCGUGCAAGUUCCUGCGGCGCCGGUGCGUCCCGGGGUGCGUGUUCGCGCCGCACUUCAGCGGAUGCGGCGGCAGCGGGGUGGGGGCGGGCGUAGGAGGGAGAGGGAGGGAGCGCGGCGCGGCGGAGUUCGCCGCCGUGCACAGGGUGUUCGGCGCCAGCAACGUGGCGAAGCUGCUGUCCCGGGUGCCCGCCGCGCUGCGCCGGGAAGCGGCGCGCACGGUCUGCUACGAGGCCCAGGCCCGCAUCGCCGACCCCGUCUACGGCAGCGUCGGCACCAUCCUCGCGCUCCAGCACCAGGUAUCUCUCCUGCAAGGGCAGCUCUCCGUCCUGGAGUCUCAGCUCUUCAACCUGCGGGUGGCCUUGGCGAGCGCGCACCCCGACACGCCGCCGCAGCACUUCGUCGUGCUGCAGCCGGCGCACUCCGCGGCGUCCACGCUGAACCAGGUGGUGGUGAACUACGACGACCUCCCGCACGCCGUGGAUUUCAUGGACGCGGAGCCCGCCGCGCUGAGGGGACUAGAGUCUCUCCAGCUCUCGCAGCCACUGCAGCGGGAGGAAGACGAGGGCCACCGAGACAUGAACCUCUUCUCGGACAGUGUAGGACAACGGCAGCUGUAAAAUUACCUGUGCAAUUGCAUGAUUAGGUGUCUCUGUGGCUAGUACAUUCACUCUUGAGUUGGACCACAUUGUGUGAUUUGAGAAUUGCGUGGGAUCAUCAAUCAUGAAUAUCCGUAUUCUAAUUUGAUCAA